UUGGAGUUAAUGGAGUCAGAAGAACCCUCAAAGAGUUCAGAAUUUUUCUCACAGCAAGAAGAAGUCCUAGAGCCAGAGGAAACAGGACGUGAACCGCCUCUUACAACUGCCCUCACAGGGGAUGUAAAAUGUUUGCAGAAGGUUUUUGAGGAUUCCAAGAAUCAUCAUCAUGAGCAGGCCAUGUACCUACUCUUAGAAGAUGUUAUUGGGAGGAAUUUUCUGUAUGCAGCUUGCAUGGCUGGGCAAAGUGAUGUGAUUAGCGCUUUGGCAAAAUAUGGUGUGAAUUUGAAUGAAAAGAUUGCCAGAGGGUAUACACUCUUACACUGUGCUGCAGCCUGGGGUCGUUUGGAAACCUUAAAAGCACUGGUAGAACUGGAUGUUGAUAUAGAAGCUUUGAACUUUCGGGAGGAAAGAGCUCGAGAUGUUGCUGCUAGGUAUUCCCAGACUGAGUGUGUUGAAUUCCUGGACUGGGCAGAUGUAAGGUUGACUCUGAAAAAAUAUAUUGCCAAGGUUUCUUUAGCCAUUACUGAUAUAGAAAAGGGAUCAGGGAAGCUUCUUAAGGAAGACAAGAAUACCAUCCUCAAUGUGUGCCGUGCAAAAAAUGAGUGGGUGGAAAUCCAUUCAGAAGCUUCCAUUAAUGAACUUUUUGAACAGAGACAACAAUUAGAAGAUAUUGUGACUCCUAUCCUUACAAAAUGGCUACACUAUGUAAGUUUUGGACAAAAUGAUUUGAAUGUUAGAAAAGUUGAAAAUUAA
This is a messenger RNA of Carlito syrichta (Philippine tarsier), 756 nucleotides long. Its product is annotated as ankyrin repeat domain-containing protein 45-like. Gene Ontology annotation, molecular function: protein binding. The record is from RefSeq and is a predicted model, not a curated record. Lineage: Eukaryota; Metazoa; Chordata; Mammalia; Primates; Tarsiidae.